AGGUGCAGCCACACUUGUAAACGACGCGCUUUCGCUUUUACAAGUCGCUGUAAUGUCUACCUUGUUCUGGUGUCUUGAUCUUUGUGCCUAAGACUUGAAACGCCCGACCAAACCUGUACAGCGGGAACGCGGAGGGAACGGCGCCUUUCAAGGGCAGGCUCAGGUGUCAAAAAUGUACCUCGUGUGAAUAAAACAGGAACUUGGCGAGGAGGAGAUAUAGUAGUAGGUGUUACAAAGUUCACUCCGCAAAGCUGAUCACCUUUCAUACGUAGUGAAACUGGCAGGACUUUAACUCGAAAGAAAACUGGAAGAAACUAAAGAAGACACAGCGAGCAAGUGAGGGGCUUUGGUAGAUCGACCACCUCUUUUUGUGGAACUGGGAAUUUUAUUCUUCUUUGCCAGCAAACUAAUUUCUGAAUAAUGUUUUCUCAUCUCAUAAUUCUGGCAGGCAUCAUUGUUGUUCAUGGAGAUGAUCUUCCUAAAAACAUUGUGGCAUUUACAUCUGUAAAUUUGGAGAAUAUUCUAAACUGGAAGAUAAGUGAGGACCCAGGAUACAAUUACACAGUACAGUACAAAAAGUAUGGUAACAAGAAGUGGGAAGAAAAACCUGAAUGUUACCAAAUUAAAGAACAUUCGUGCAACUUGACCAUGGAAACUCAAGACUAUAAUGAAGACUAUUGUGCUCAAGUUAUUAUGGUUUCGGACACAGUCACACAGAUCAUGCAAACAGGAAGAUUUAAUUCAAAACGUGAAACAAACUUUGGCCCUCCUGAUGUGACCGUGAUACCAACUGAGAGAUCUAUAAAGUUUUCAGUACAGCUUCCUUGGAUUCCUUACACGGAACAAACACUGGACGGCAUUUACGAAGACAUUACAUACUAUGUGAAGUUCUCCAAUCACAUGCAAAAUGUAAAGAUAAACAGAACAUCUGAGAUUGAAAAUCUUUCUCCGGAAACAAAAUACUGUGGAGUGGUGACCUAUGACAGCAGAUCCUACAGCAAGACAAGCCUGCCCAAAUACUUCUGCAUCACAACACUGGAGGAUACCUCAUGGAUUUCCAUAACAGUAAUUGCUGUUUCAUGCUCCCUGGUGUUCCUGAUCAAUAUUUCUAUCUUGAUGCUGAGCAGAUACUUGAAGGUCAAAAUAAAGAUGCCAAAUUCUUUGACUCUAAAAGGUAAACAUGUAUGGCUGCCCCCUGAGUUACAUGGACCAAAGCAAAUGAAUCAGGUUUCAAUUGUCAAUCUGGAUCCCUCAAUGCCACCCUUCAAGUCAUUGCUCUCUGGACUGCCACCCCAACAGUCACCAAAAGCAUUUCCCAAACAGCCUGAGCCAGAGAGUCCAAUCUCCUACCUUUCUCAAGCAGUGGAGACACAACCCUUGUUGAUGAACUCUGGAAGCACAAGGUCUUCAGGCAGUAACAGUUAUGGUGAAGUUGUGCUGGAGGCAGCAAACAAAGAAAAUCAUUGGGAAACAGGCGGUGGUACCACUGAAAUCUCUCUGCCAUGCUAUGCAUCCCAGAACAACGAAUGUAACUGGCGGUCUAUCAUGGUUAGUCCAAGACAGUUGGUUCUUCAAACAGAAGUUAAAAAUGGCUGCCUUAUGCUUACCAGUUUUCCUUUUGAAAAAGAACCAUCUACCUCAUCAGUGAUACCGUUUACUUCAAAUGAGCAAACACAACAAGGAACAACUUAUUUCCAAAGGACACAAAAUCAAUCAACUGGUUCACAGAAACUUCAGUCGUAUUUGCCUAAUUCAGAAAGAAAGUCUGCGGACGUGGAAAGACCUAAUUUGGAAAUAAUAUCCAUACCAAAUCCAGAGAAUCAAGAAAUGGACAGUCUUUCAUGUCCUAGUUUAACUGAGGUUAUAGAUGGAGAAUCAUUGUUCGAAAAGUGGGAUUUGAAAAUUUCUAUAUGAGAAGCUUCAUGUCAUUUUCUAUAUUAAGCAAGCCAAGUAAGUACUGCUUGGUAAAAACAACCAAGGUAGGUGGAAUUCUGUAAUUCCAGUGAUUGUUAUGCGUGGUUUUAAAGGUGGUGAUCACAAGAUGCCAAGGCCUUCCAAGAAAUUACUGAAACCACGUAAAGUGAAACUUUCCCUUUGGAGGGGGCUUUUUUUACUCACUGUAUUUAUAAGGCUUUUCAAAAUCGCGGAGGAACACUCUGAGCACUCUGAUGUUUCUACCUGUGCCAAAGCCGCAUAUACAGCAUGGAUAAGAGAUUAUCUGGUCUUUCAAGCUGUUCAUGCAAUUUUCAUUUCGAAGGAAGAUGUGCUCAUUGAUUGAUGCCAUGUACAUCACUGUAGAUUAAAAUUCAAUUACAGAUAUGUUUGCCUCUUUUAAUUAAAAUUAGGGCUUUAGAUGUGCAGGGUGAGUAACCGCAUACUUAGAUAAACCAAAUAACCAAUAUAGCUUGGGGGAAAGGCCAAAGUUGACUUUUUUUGUUUGUAAUAAGGACUUUUAUUUAUAAUGAGGAUGGUUCCUUCUUAAGCAGACCAUUCACAACCCUUUGGCAUAAUUUAUAUUUUAAAGAAAUGAAGUACUAUUACAAUUGCUGCUCAUUAUUCAGUGGAAUUCAUUCACUUUAAUAAACUGUAUUGGAUUGUCUACUGGAAACUUUAAACAAUGCAAGAAGAGACUUUGAUAUUUAUACUGUGGUAGAGCUUUUUAAAGAUACAGAAAUUCAGGGGUGUUCUAAUAAGGACAUUUUAAUAUAGUGACUGAAAGCAUAUUUCUUCUCAGGAUAACAUUUUUUCAGGUAUAUUUAAAAAUGAAGAUGCAGAUCUUGGCUGAAGUGAAUUCAGUGUGGAGUUUGUAGGGGUUUUGUAUAUGAAGUUCCACUUCUCUUUCAUGAUAGAGGAGCACACUGGUUACCUUGUACAGUGAAAUUACCCUGAUGUGAAUGCAUGUGUGCGCCCUCUGUUUAUUUCACCCUCACACCACUUAGCUCCUGACUGGUAGACCAGCACAAGCCAAUUCUGAAAAUGAAUGAAUGGACACAUGAAACAGUUUAGCCUUUACAGAGGUGUGAAUGAGCCUUCAUUCGAUUUGUAUUUCUGAUUUAGGUCACAGUGAUUCCCUGUGAGCUGCUUGGAACAUCAGUUUUUAGAUCUUACACCACCAUCCAAGAAUGGACUUUGAGAACACUUGAGAAAAAUUCUGAUGAAAACAGAACAUUCAGCCCAACAUAUUGUAGCUCAUCAAUUCUUAUUCACCAAACUUCACACUUCAUUCCAUGUGUGGUCCCCAAAGUUCUACCAUCUACCACCUUACUUUGUAAUUUAUUUCACAAAUCUAUGGUUCCCUGUGUGAAGAAAAUCUUUCUAACAUUUAUCCAAAAUGUUCACUUAACCAGCUUCAUCUAUGGCACUGUGUUCUCUUUGAUGAAUUUGUAAUUUCUUAUAAAAGUUAAAACUUUUCAUUUAUGUCUCCAUUUAACUCCCAUUUGCUAGACCUGAAAAACAAUCUUUGCUCAUAGCUCAUACCUUGCAGUUCUGGAAAUGACCUAGACGUUCUUCUCUAUGUUCAGAAAAUGUGCCAAGUGCAUGACAGUGAAAUCAAAACAUUCUUUUGUCAAACUCUAAACACUGAGCAGAAAACCAAGAACCUUUAACCAAACCUACGUGUUUUUAUACCAUAAAUACACUAAAAAGUUAAUGUACAGAAUACCUUCACUGUCAAGAUCUCAGAUAAUUAAAGGAUGCACGUUGACCUUUGUCAACUCUGGUGACAUCAAAUAUUGUGCACUGAAGGUAAAGUUCACAUUGGAAGCCACAAAGCUAAAUUGAUGAAAAUGGUCAUGCUGAUAAUUAAAUAAAUCUGCAUCAGGAAAUACCAAUAAAAAAAAUAAUAACUCGUGAGACUAGCAUGAAAAAGCUAAUGUCAGAAAUGGAUCAUUAAAGAGGUAAAAAAGAAGUAAUCUAUGCAAACAAUAUACAGAAAAUUAGUCAAAAUGUCCAUCAUAGCACCCAAGACUUUCUGUUGUGCUGCUCCCUCCUUUUUGUAACACAGAAGCCAAAAUUACAGCUAAUAUUCCAGAUUACAGGUUUGCUCACAACAUAUAAAGCUAUAAAAUUCAUUCUCAUAAGGUGUAGUUUGAAGCUUCAAAUCCUCAUUUCGUAUUCAGAUCUAACACUUUUACCUCCUAAUUGUAAUAAUUAACAUUUAUUUACACCAAAUUUCAUCUGCCACUUACCUGUCCGAAUUCUGUCCAGAUCCAUCUGUAAUGAUUCUAAUGGCUCUAGGGUAUCUCCUAGUUUAGCGUCUUGUUUGUUAUAUUUUCAAUAAGAUCAUCUACUAUAUAAUAAACAGCUAAGGUCUGUGUGUAUGCGUGUGUGUGCGUGUGUGUCCUGUGUCUCAGAGCAUUCUGAUUGGUCAGUUUGGCUUAGGUGUAACUGGUCAGUUUGACUUAAUUGGUUUGAUCAAAAAGGAAAGUAUGAGUGUGAGGCACACAAAGAGGAGUACAGUGGUAAGAAGCGUGCGCAGAGCCGUCUUCAAAGAGUCUGAGGAACAGGUUUUAUGGGAAUGCACUCGAGAGACAGAGUAUUGGUCAAGGGAGAUUCAGACACAUGAGGAUACUAAAGAAAGGUGCAGAAGGUACACAUAUGAAAGAGAUUUCACAUAUUCUUACAUUUAUUCCAUUAUCUGUUUUGGAUGGUUACCAUGGCUAAUUUAUGUUUAAAUUAGAAAGGGAAGAGCCCCCAGAACUGAUCCUUCAUGGAUGCCACCUUCAAAAUGGGAGCAAAAUGUUCUUCCCUCUACUUCCUGCACCCAUUUACUUAGUGCCACUUGAAUUCACAUUUCUUUUAGUUUGAUCACUUGUCUGUUAUUUGGCACAGUAGCAAAAGAUUUUUGAAACUGAAGAUAAAUAAUAUUGUAAGCUCCUGUCUGAGCAGAUGCUUUUGUUGCUUCCUUUUGUUGCUUGUAGCAGGUUAGUGAAGUAAGAUUUACCCAUCGAUAAACAGUGUUGACAACUUGCUAAUACACCUGCUCCUGAUCUGUCCUGCUCAAGCAUUUCUGUAGUAACUUACUUAAGACAGACAAGCAGCUGACUGGCUUAUAGUUAGUAGAAUUUGCCUGCUCCCCUUUUUAUGUACUGGGACAACACUAGCUUUUACUCUGUAUAGUAUGUUAAAUGGUGCCCUCAGCCCCCCUGGUGAACACAGAUCACAAAACCUAUUUUUAAUUAACAUUAAUGGAACUGAAAUAAAAGCACAGCCACUGCUGUGACCAUUUUAGAUGAUCCAGCUUCACUAUGCAGAUCUGUUUGCACACGGAAUAAACAUCUUUCUUAAUGUCCUUCUUGAUUUGUAACUGCCAAAUGCUAAAAUUAAUUUUAGUUCUCUUGGUGUUCUGAAAAAACGCAACACAUCAAAUCUGCAUACCCUCGAAACAUGUGUGCCAUCACAUCAAUGCAUCACUUGAGGGGAAAGAAGAAAUCAGAACAAAGUGCAAGCAGAUUUGCAAACUGCCAAAGCUGUUUAGCCCCCAUGUGCGAUUGUGGUGAUAUGAAGCUGCAAACACCCAUUCUAAUUUGACAACAUAACGUGCCUUCCCUCUGUGACUGCUUGUAAGAAAUAAAGUGUUAUCAGAAUUAAAAUACAGGGCAAACAGCAUGUGCAAAACGGAGCAGCCGCCACAUGUGGGGCUUUCAAGCUGUGGGGAAAAUUGAAGUUUAGCUGAAAAUAGCUAAUGGGUGAUGAAGGCUUGAAAGUCUGGAUUGAGGGCAAAAAUUUCUGUGGUUUUAAUUCAAAGUUUGCAACUGUUGAUUUUAAAUGUUCUUAAUUGCUAACAUAGUAGAUAUUUAUAGUUAUACUGUAUAAGGUAUCCCAUCAUUUCUUAUAUGAUACACAUCUCAAUUCUGAUCCUGCAUUCACUGUACAAGGUCACAUUCACAAUGCCGUUGUCUACUCGCCUGUCAAGGAACAAAGGGCAGGAACCAACGUCAUGAUGCUGGAUGGUGGAAGAAGAUGUGGGCAAAAAGGUGUAUCUGGACAGGGAGACCAAAGUUACACGCACAGUAUAUACAGUAUAUGUGGAAUGUUACAAUCCAGACGUUUACUGCAGAUAUCCAUAUAAACAAAUUUUUUAUGCUCUUCCAUACAGUACUGAUGAGAAGUAUUCCCCCCUUGGAAGUUUUGGCAUUUUAUUGUUAUACAACAGUGGAUUUAAUUUGUCUUUUUUGACUCUGGUCAACAGAAAAACACUGUUUAAUGUCAAAGUGAAGAGCCGAUCUCUGUAAAGUGGUCGUCACAUGUGUAUAUACCCCUUUUCAAGUCCAUGUUUAGUAGAUGCAACAUUGGUGGCCAUGACAGCAUCGAGUGUGUGUGGAACGGUUUCUGUGUGGACGCUGCAGAUUUCUCCCAGUCAUCAUUGCAAAACAAGGAAAAACUCCAGAUUUAAUCUACUGUACUGUGAUUCAAUGUUGCAAAAAAAUUAAAUGCUGAAACUUUUAACGGGUUCAAUACAUCUUAUUCCUCAUGAUAUGACAUGACUGGAAGUCAGCCACUAUCUGUGUUAGCAUGGCAGUCGUUCUAUAUAAAAUGGCUGAUCGCAUGAAGAUAUGUACACACUUUGUUUAAAGUAAAUCGAGGACUAAAGGUUUACUGUCAUUCGUAAGGGAAAAAUACAAAAAUCGGCGUAGUAUGGUCCAUACGGCACUUCCACAGAAGAUUAUACAAUAUGAUCCAACCGAUUAUACUGUACAAUAAUAUAGAAUCAAGUACAUUAACUUACAUAAAAUGUAUUAUAUACACAAACAAAUAUAGAGUAAAAUGAACCAGAAAUAGAAUGUAAUGGACAACUUAAAUACUUUUUACUUUGAAACUAAACACAUUGGGUCAAAUGAAGUAAACAAGCUUCAUGGACAAAAAGAUCAGUAUGGGCUGGCUAAUCACCUCUGAGCACGUCGACAUUUACAGAUCUGCUGUAGCGUGUGUGUGUGUUUGUGAGUCUGUUUCAUUGUCGUCAUCGUCAUCAUCUAACAUGUGCUCUGCUAGAGCAAAAAAAAAAGCCGUCAGUUAUCUUCAUUUAUAAAUUUCUUCGAGUGUGUGUGUACACUUGUGUCUUCUUCUGUGUGUGUACAUGUAUAUUUAAAUAAAUCAUUUAUCUCCAAAACUACCUGUGCAAAAAAUUUUACAACUCAGUGGGUGCUACGGCUAAACCGAGUAGACUGCAGAAAUCCCAGUUAAAUCAGGUAAUUUUAAUGGCAGUUACCAUUGGACAGACAUAAAGUAAAUCUAAAGUGGAGCCCAUGACAAGACAAACACAGAUAGGUGAAUUUAUUCAGAAAAAGAUUUUUGCAAGUUUUAAAUGUAUAUCAAUCUCAACAUUCAAGGCUGAUAUGUUAUGUUAGAAACUACUCUUUUGAAAAGUUUGCACCUUCCAGGAUCUCUACAUAGUGCACAAAAAUGUCAUUAUUUUCUGAUGAAAAUUGUGAUUUAAUGAAGUGAACAUCUAUUUCAAUUUUCCACUGGCACACAUAGAGACACCAUGGUAAUUUUGAAAGUUUGAUUUUGGUAGAGUCAGAAUAUUAACUUGACUCAAUAGCAAAUUUCUGACCCCAUCACCAAAUUUCCACUUACAUGGAAAUAUAAUUAGUGUUUGGAUUUGGGAUUUGAAUAUCACUUGUACUCAAGUUUUGAAUUGCCCCAAGAACUUUGCUUAUUGGUCUCUGUUAUCAUUUUUAAUCAAUGCAAUAUUUGAUUCAUCUGGUGAUCCUUCUUAAGCACUUUUUAGCAAACACUAAUACAUGAUUUCUGUCUAAACAAUUGUUGCUAAAACAUACAAUGCAUUUGAGUUUUUAGCAAGAAUGUGCAAUGGUAUCAACAAUACAGAACCAAGUUUAGUGGGGCACAAGAAGCGUACUGAUUUAAGUUGUCCAAAAGCUAGAGGAAAACAUAAGCAGGAGGCAGAUGCGGCCAGAAGGACAAAGGAGGAGCACAAAGGCUAAGCAGGACCAAAAUAAAAUACGUCAUUCUCUAAAGUAGAAAACACCUAAUUAUUUCAGGCAAAAAUGUUAGUGUUUCGUCCAGUAUUGACUUUGCUGUAAUGUUAUAAAAUCGUUCCAUCCUUUUAAGAAAGGUGACCAGUAAAUAGAGACAGCCAUAGUGCAUACUACAGUUUCUCAGACCCUCAUCCAUUGCAGACAAGAUGCUAAUGUUUCAUUUGUUCAUUUGUUUGUUUUUGUUUUACGUACUUAUCCAAUUGUGGAUUGCAUGGGCCUUUUAAAACGUGUCCUGGUAGGAAGGUGGAGGGGGCACCAGUCCAUUAUAAGGCCCACUCACACUGACAACUCAGUUUAAAGUUGCCAAUAUACACAAACUUCUUUGUUAUGUAGGAGGAAAAUCAGAGAAGCCAGUGGGAGAACAUGCAGACUCCACACAGAUAGUAACUAAGCCAGGGUUCAAGCUCCGACUCUGGAGCCGUGCAGCAGACGUGUUAAACACUGAGCCACUGUGCUGUCCCUUCAUUUUUUUUAUCUUCUUAAACUUUUGCAUCCAAAAUCCAAGACUAAAAUUCAAACGCUUGAGAGUUUGCAGAUGGACCCAGGCUGUGGUGGCCUUGUUUUGUUCAUGUUCAUCCUGCUUUGAAGUCACUGAAGGAAGAAACAAAAAGGAGAAGUUGAAGUAAUUCAUUUGUUGAAAUGUCACAUCUGUAUUAGUGUUAUUUAUUAUACACUUCUUUGUACAUAUUAAAAUAUACGUAUGCAUUGUAGUUUGUUUUUUUCACAUGUCACAUCUCUUUGUAUGCAAACUAUGUUAAAUCAUAAAGCGUGACUUAGAAGUAGAAGUGGUCACGUUUUAUCAACAAACUUCAUUUUGCAAUAAAGAGUUUUUGUUAAAUGAG
Polypterus senegalus (gray bichir) is the source of this 8839-nucleotide messenger RNA. Its product is annotated as interleukin-22 receptor subunit alpha-1-like. The record is from RefSeq and is a predicted model, not a curated record. Lineage: Eukaryota; Metazoa; Chordata; Cladistia; Polypteriformes; Polypteridae. The transcript has 7 exons. Bases 421 to 1914 code for a protein of 497 amino acids. Gene Ontology annotation, molecular function: protein binding.